Messenger RNA from Morchella importuna, 738 nucleotides. RefSeq lists its product as uncharacterized. The coding region runs from base 1 to 738 and encodes 245 amino acids. The record is from RefSeq and is a predicted model, not a curated record. Lineage: Eukaryota; Fungi; Ascomycota; Pezizomycetes; Pezizales; Morchellaceae. Gene Ontology annotation, cellular component: nucleus. The transcript has 3 exons. Gene Ontology annotation, molecular function: histone H2A acetyltransferase activity; protein N-terminal-serine acetyltransferase activity; histone H4 acetyltransferase activity.
AUGUCACCAUCAGAAUUGGAAUCGCAUAACAAGCUUCCCCUCCUUACCUUGCGAGCUCGGUACCUCCCGUCUACACUAGGUAACGAGACACAUUCUGUGACAUUGGAGACAUCAUCAUCGUUGUCCGAUGCUGCAUUCACAAGAUGCUUUGAGCUUGUGAGAGAUAACUUGCAAGAUGUGUACAAGAGGAGUAGUAUGGGUUGGUCUUCGGUUAAGAAGAAGAAUGAAAUGAGGCAUCCUGCAAUCCGGUACCUACUCUUACGCACCAAGGAUGCGGCAAUGUCAAAUGAGAACCAUGACGAAGAACAGGGGCAGGGGCAGGGGCAGGAAGACAAUGAGUUGGAGGAAGAGGGAAACCAAGACUCUUGGGAAGACGAGGAAGAUCCAAGUAAAAUAGUUGGAUUCCUCUCGUUCAUGAUCACAGAAGAAGUAAAAGAGCAUGUGAUAUACAUCUACGAGCUUCAACUUGCCCAAAGCAGCCAAAACCAGGGACUAGGAAAAUUUCUGAUGAAUAUUGCAGAGGACUAUGGAAGGGCCGUUGGGAUGCCGAAAGCUAUGUUAACGUGUUUCUCUGAGAAUGUGGGCGCAAAGCGUUUCUAUCACCGCAAUGGUUAUGCGGUCGAUAAGAUAUCGCCUCUUCCGAAGAUGACUCGGAGAGGAGAGAUGAGAGAGCCGAGUUACUACAUCCUGGGGAAAUACCUUCGGGAGGGGAGGAACGAAGUAGAGAAAUCGAUUUAG